UUUGACACGGAUCGGACACCCAUAAUGGGCAGAUAUGCUGACUGGUGUCGGAUGACUCGGAAAAAUAAAAUGCAGACCAACUCACUACUUGGUGCAAUUGUAACGCUAAUGCUGGGCGGAGUCUACGUUGGAUCCAGUAUCUUCAAUAUCCACCUCCGGAUUCAAGGAUGGGCUAAACACCAGACCGAUGGCAUGAUUCUGUUGGUUGUCAAUCUGUUCUACAUUGGAGCUGUGGUUGGAUCAUUCCUGGGUGCAGCACUUGUCGAUCGCAUGGAAAAGCUUGCUUUAUCGAGAUUCUACUUCGUCGCUAUGGGCCUCGCUUGCAUUCUGCAGGUUAUUCUGCCGAAGAACAUCAUACUGGUUGGGUUUGCCCGUGGCUUAGCAGGCAUAAGUCAUGGGAUGGCGUACUUGAUCGUACUGCUUCAUGGUGGAGAAGUAUUGACGCGGGAACUCAGAGGUGUUACCAUAGCUGCAGUCAACUACAUCAUGUUCAUCGGGAUUCUCAGCCACGGAACCAUCAGCCCAAUUGUUCUGUCGAAUUAUUACGUUCAACCGGUACGAAUAUUCGGAAUUAUCGGAGUCCUAUCCAUUCUGAUGGCCGUCGCGAUUGGGCAGUUUAUGAGUAUUGAAUCGCCCAUAUUUUUAGUACGUAACAAUCGUGAUGCCGAGGCUAUUAGAACCUUGAUGAAGUUGCGUUCGGAAACAAUGGAGUCGUUUGACGUUCGUAACGCUUUUGCAGAGAUCAAGGACAUGCUUCGAGAAGAUUCCAACACAUCCUGUAAGGUACUAGCCGACGGAAACUGGUUUCCAUUGUUGUUGACAUGUGUCGGAAAGAUUGGCGCUGCAUUGUCGUUCAAUGCUGCCGUGAAUCGCGUUCGCCUUGCAAUCAUUGAUCAAGUCUUCUGCAUGAACAUGUACUGCUUUUCGGCAAUCGUCAUUAUUGCAAUUAGGUGCACAAUAGGAAUCAUAGCCGUCUUCACAGUAGACAAAUAUGGUCGGAAACCGCAGCAAGCGAUAUCUACGUUUUUGAGCGGUGCGAUCCUGACAUCCGUUGGAGUAGUCUAUCUGAUUACCGAAAAGAUUAACAGAACCGCUAUGGUUGUAGUACUGCUGAUCUACGAUGCGGUAGCCUGCAUCGGAGUCACACAGGUUCCAGAUGUGCAUCUCUCGGAAGCAUUCCCAACUACGAAGAAGAACUUGUCCAUUGCGUUAGUAUUGACGGUUGAAUGCGCCGCUCAAGUAAUGAUGCUUUCUAUCAGCUAUUGGUGGGACUAUUCCAAUCCCGAUAUCUACGGCCCAAUUUUACUCGCAUGUGGACUUCCAAUGAUAAUGAUUAGUAUUUUCCUGUAUCAAAUUCUACCGGAGACUGCGAAACUGAGCCUAAGAAAUUCGAGGGCAGCUUUUGCACGGAAUGAGGCGGUCUUCAAAGUGGAAUGCAGAUCCAACUGUAGCAGUAUUAGUGGCUAUGAUGUUCGAUGAAUUGUGAUACAGUUCGAUGAAUAAUACUAAAGACAUGUUAAAUUUUGCGCAGAAUUCGUUAGCGUUAUGCGUUGGAUGAUCUAUAUUUAAGUCUGGAUAAUGCAAGUCAUUGGACUUCAACGUAAAUUAAACUUCAAAACGCCUUUAAUGCUUUGUCUAGCGUCGCAUCUUCUAGUGAAUGUGCCAAUAGCUGUGAUGAAA
Armigeres subalbatus is the source of this 1680-nucleotide messenger RNA. Its product is annotated as D-xylose-proton symporter-like. The transcript has 3 exons. NCBI's taxonomy places the organism in Eukaryota, Metazoa, Arthropoda, Insecta, Diptera, Culicidae. The record is from RefSeq and is a predicted model, not a curated record. Gene Ontology annotation, cellular component: membrane. Gene Ontology annotation, molecular function: transmembrane transporter activity. The coding region runs from base 25 to 1479 and encodes 484 amino acids. Gene Ontology annotation, biological process: transmembrane transport.